UCAAAUAAUAAAAGAACUCAAAAUGGCAAUGGCGUUCUCUCUCUUUCUUUCUUCCAUUAAAUCAAAUGAAUUGAGCUUUUAUUAUAUCUGGCAUUUUAGCGAAUAAGCAAACAAAAAGAAAGAAAGAAAAAAACAAGAAAUUUUUCGUUUUUUUUUUUCUUUCUUUGAAGGAAAAUGGAAGUGGAGGAUUUUGUUACCCCAACGGCUGCUUUUGAGAACCCACGGAGGUCAACCUCAUUGACUUCUUUGAGGAUUGCCAAUAGCGGUUCCCUUCGUAAUAGUUUUCUUUAUGCUAAGCUUCGUGAAGAACCCAUCAAGCUCUCUGUUCGCAAAUUGGAUGGAUCUUUCUUUGAUGUCGAAAUAUUAAAGAUGGCUACCAUUGCAGACCUGAAGCUUGCAGUGGAGCAUGUGUUUAGUCAAAUGCCAGAUCAAGGGCUCGGCGAGAUUUCAUGGCCGCAUGUUUGGGGACAUUUUUGCUUGUGUUAUGAUGCUCAGAAGCUGGUUUCAGACACUGAUCAGGUCGUAAAAUAUGGCAUCAGAGACGGUCAUCAGCUUCACUUUGUUAGGCAUGUCUCCUCCGUAUAUAACCUGACAAAGACUCGAUCAAAGAGGAGUGUUGCUCGAAAACGACCAUAUCUAAUAAAAUCAACCUCAAUCUUAAAAAGCACUCUAAAAAGUAAAGAGAACGAUGAAGAAGUCUAUGCCUUGGACGAUGAUAUAGCAAACCAAAGAUGCCAUAGCCUCAAGAAGAACCAUAGCUUCAAUGAUAAUAAAUAUCAAAGCCCUAUAAUACCUAAAGAAUGCCAAUUUCGUCACUCAUGGAGAGGCUUUUAUUCAUAUUCAAGGAUGCCAAGCAUCAAAAAUAGAGCAACAUCUAGCAAAGGUAGGGCUUUCCAUUCAAAAUAUAAUUGUGGUUUUUUGGGUAAGUUUAGGAAUAUCAUACAUAUGUGGGAUAGUGCAAAGUGUGCACUAGUGAGGCAGGACUAGGCUUGCCCAAAUGCGGCGGCGCUGUUAUUGUUGAUUUGGUUGGGAAUAGUAGCGGAACAUGACGGAACGGGAAUUUACUUCAUUCAUCAUUUUCUUUGUCUCCAAUCUUGCAUGGAUAUUGAAAAGAAUUUGGUUCCAUAAAUAUAAAUUACAUAAAUAAUUGCUUUAUUUAA
This is a messenger RNA of Gossypium arboreum, 1160 nucleotides long. RefSeq lists its product as uncharacterized. Lineage: Eukaryota; Viridiplantae; Streptophyta; Magnoliopsida; Malvales; Malvaceae. The record is from RefSeq and is a predicted model, not a curated record. The coding region runs from base 175 to 987 and encodes 270 amino acids. The transcript is spliced from 5 exons. Gene Ontology annotation, cellular component: U12-type spliceosomal complex. Gene Ontology annotation, biological process: mRNA splicing, via spliceosome.